Paramuricea clavata is the source of this 492-nucleotide messenger RNA. Lineage: Eukaryota; Metazoa; Cnidaria; Anthozoa; Malacalcyonacea; Plexauridae. The record is from the annotation of a GenBank genome assembly.
AUGAAGGCUCAUUCAACUAAGAAAACAUAUCCAAAUUCGGAAGUAAAAGAUUUACAACAAGUUCUUGAGGUGGUAAAUUCUUGCAACAAAAGAAUAGAUAACUUGGAAACCAUUACUGCCAAUCUGGACAAAAAUUUGACUAAUUCUGUUUUUGACUGUAAAGUUGUGAACAAUAUGGUGUGUGAAUUGAAAAGCGAGUUAUUCACAUCAAUCGACAGCAAAUUGAAGCGCCAACUAUCAGUAAUGCGAGAAGACCAAAAUAGUUUCAAAAAUGAAAUGGAAGAGAAAUUAAAAAAAGCAGAAACAGAAGUGAAACGGCUCCAAGGUCGGGUCGGGUCACUUGUGGAAGAGAAAACCAAUCUGUUGAAGCGGAUAAAAAGCUUAGAAAUUGACAAUAAAACAUUUAAAGACGAAGUAAGUUCGCUAAAUACAGCUAUAAAAGUAAACUAUAAUGAUGAUAUCAACACAAAUCCAACGUUAAUACAGUGUUAA